This is a messenger RNA of Dovyalis caffra, 357 nucleotides long. The record is from the annotation of a GenBank genome assembly. NCBI's taxonomy places the organism in Eukaryota, Viridiplantae, Streptophyta, Magnoliopsida, Malpighiales, Salicaceae.
AUGAGUAAAGCAAACAAUAUAAAGGUAUUGAAGGGAAAAGAGAGACCGAUAGUACAAGUUGGCAGUGUGCUUCAAAGUCGAUGCCUCGUUAUGAUGCUUAGUAUAGAUACUAGGUCGAAGAAAGGCAUCCCUUAUGGGACACCCGACGAAGUAGGAAUCGAUAAGAGUCAAAUCUAUCAUCAUCAUAUAGCCAUCAUAUCGGUGACCACAAUAAAGAAAACAAUGAAAAAAUUAUUGAUGGCAAGAAAGGGAACAAGUGUGAGGGAUAAUACCGAGUCGGGCAUAGUUGAUAACGAUAAACACCCCCUCAAUGAUAAGAUCGUAAAGGAUAUGAAGAAAAAUACCUUAGUUUCGUAA